Molecule: messenger RNA, 3102 nt
Organism: Jaculus jaculus (lesser Egyptian jerboa)
Lineage: Eukaryota; Metazoa; Chordata; Mammalia; Rodentia; Dipodidae
Gene: Tmprss15
Product: transmembrane serine protease 15
Exons: 26
Coding region: 1-3102 (1033 amino acids)
Biological process (GO): proteolysis
Cellular component (GO): membrane
Molecular function (GO): serine-type endopeptidase activity; protein binding
Source: RefSeq, a predicted model, not a curated record
AUGAGAUCAAACAGAAGUAUAUCUUCAAGGCAUGGUUCCCUCAGCUCCCAUGAAGUUACGUUUGUAGCUCUCAUUGUCAUACUGGUAAUUCUUUGUGCUGGACUAAUUGCAGUGUCCUGGCUGGCAAUCAAGGAACCAGAAACAGAUGCAGUAUUUGGUAAGCGUCAUGAAGCCAGAGGGACAUUUAAAGUAACAUCUGGAGCAACAUACAAUCCCAAUUUACAAGAUAAACUCUCAGUGGAUUUCAAGGUUUUGUCCUUUGACCUUCAGCAAAUGAUAGACGAGAUCUUCGGAUCAAGUAACCUGAAGAAUGAAUAUAUAAAUUCAAGGGUUUUACAAUUUCAAAAUGGUAGCGUUAUAGUCCUAUUUGACCUUUUCUUUGUUCAGUGGGUGUCAGAUGAAAAUGUAAAAGAAGAGCUGAUUCAAGGCAUUGAAGCAAAUAGAUCCAGCCAACUGGUCACUUUCCAUAUUGAUUUGAACAGCAUUGAUAUCACAGCAUCUUUGGGGAACUUCUCAACAGCAAUCCCUCUAAUAACUUCAGAUAAACCAACAACUAGCGCUUCUUUAACAACUCCAGGAAAUUUCUCAAUAGAGUGCCAAUCUGGUUCCAGGCCUUGUGCUGAUGCUUCCAAGUGUAUAGCAACAGACUUCUUUUGUGAUGGAGAAAUAGACUGUUCAGAUGGUUCUGAUGAAGAUAAUAGAAUCUGUGCCACAGCUUGUGAUGGAAGAUUCUUGUUGGGUGGGUCUUCUGGAUCCUUCCAGGCCACCACAUAUCCAAAGACAGAGGAAGCAGGUGCUGUCUGCCGCUGGGUCAUCCGUGUAAACCAAGGACUUUCCAUUAAGCUGAAUUUUCAAUCUUUUAGUACAUUUUAUAUGGAUAUAUUGAAUAUUUAUGAAGGUAUAGGAUCAAGUAAAAUCUUAAGAGCUUCUAUUUGGGAAACUGAUCCUGGUACAAUUAGAAUUUUUUCCAACCAAGUUACUGCCACAUUUCAUGUAGAAUCUAAUGAAAAUGAUUUCACUGGCUUUAGUGCAACAUACAGUACCUUUAACAGCAGUGAGCUCAACAACUUUGAGAAAAUUAACUGCAGCUUUGAGGAUGGUUUUUGUUUCUGGGUCCAGGAUCUCAAUGGUGAUAGUGAAUGGGAGAGGAUUCAAGGAGCGUCUUUUCCUCCUUUCACUGGCCCAGAUUUUGAUCACACCUUUGGAAAUAUUUCAGGAUUUUACAUUUCUACACCAACAGGACCAGGAGGAAGAAGAGAAAGAGUGGGGCUUUUAAGUCUUCCUUUAGAACCCAGUUUGGAGCCAGUCUGCCUUAGUUUCUGGUAUUAUAUGUAUGGUGAAAAUGUCUAUAAAUUAAGCAUUAAUAUCAGCAGUGAUGGACACAUGGAGAAGACAGUGUUCCACAAGGAAGGAAAUUAUGGAGAAAAUUGGAAUUAUGGACAAGUAACAUUAAAUGAGUCAGUGGAAUUUAAGGUUGCUUUUAAUGCCUUUAAAAACCAGCUUUUGAGUGACAUAGCACUGGAUGACAUAAGUCUAGUACAUGGAAGCUGCACUGAGAGUCCAUAUCCAGAACCAACUUUGGUUCCAACUCCCCCACCAGAGCUUCCUACUGACUGUGGAGGACCAUUUGAACUAUGGGAGCCAAAUACAACAUUCACUUCUCCGAACUUUCCAAACCACUACCCUAACCAGGCUUCCUGUGUCUGGAACUUACAUGCACAAGAGGGAAAGAAUAUACAACUUCAUUUUCAAGACUUUGACUUAGAAAAUAUUGAAGAUGUGGUUGAAAUCCGAGAUGGUGAAGGUGAAGAGUCUUUGCUCUUAGCUGUGUACACAGGACCUGGCCCAGUGAUGGAUGUGUUCUCAACCACCAGCAGUAUGACUGUGCUUUUCACCACUGACAAGACUUUGACAAAAGGAGGGUUUAAAGCAAACUUCACUACAGGGUACCAUUUGGGAAUUCCAGAGCCCUGUGAGGACAACGAUUUUCAGUGUGAAGAUGGAGCAUGUAUUCCCAUGGUGAAUCUCUGUGAUGGCCAUCCACACUGUGAGGAUGGCUCUGAUGAAGCGCGUUGCGUGAGAUUUUUCAAUGGCUCUAUGAACAAUGAUUUGGUGCAAUUCAGAAUCCAGAGCAUAUGGCAUGUAGCUUGUGCUGAGAACUGGACCACACAAAUUUCCAAUGAUGUUUGUCAGUUACUAGGCCUAGGGAGUGCAAACUCAUCCAUGCCAGUAUUCUCUCCUAGAGGUGGACCAUUUGUAAAACUAAACAUAGCACAUAACGGAAGUCUAAUAUUAACACCCAGUGAACAGUGCUCACAGGAUUCCUUGAUUGAGUUACAUUGCAACCAUAAAUCAUGUGGGAAAAAACUAGUGACCAGGGAAAUCAACCCGAAGAUUGUUGGAGGAAGUAAUGCAAAAGAAGGGGCAUGGCCCUGGGUCGUGGCUCUGAGUUACAGAGGCCGGCAGGUCUGUGGUGCUUCUCUUGUUAGCACUGACUGGCUGGUGUCCGCUGCACACUGUGUGUAUGGGAGAAAUUUAGAACCACCUUUGUGGACAGCAAUCCUAGGCCUACAUGUGAGUUCAAACCUGACGUCUCCUCAAGUAGUGACUCGAGUGAUAGACCAAAUUGUUAUAAACCCUCAUUACAACAAACGGAGAAAGGACAGUGACAUUGCCAUGAUGCAUCUUGAAUUUAAAGUGAAUUAUACAGAUUACAUACAACCUAUUUGUUUACCAGAAGAAAAUCAAGUUUUCCUUCCAGGAAGUAAUUGUUCUAUUGCUGGCUGGGGAAGGGUUGUAAAUCAAGGUCCCACUGCAGACAUCUUGCAAGAAGCUGAUGUUCCUCUUCUGUCAAAUGAGAAAUGCCAGCACCAAAUGACAGAAUACAACAUCACUGAAAAUAUGAUAUGUGCAGGCUAUGAUAAAGGAGGAAUAGAUUCUUGUCAGGGGGAUUCAGGAGGACCACUAAUGUGCCAAGAAAACAACAGGUGGUUCCUUGUUGGUGUGACAUCAUUUGGAUACCAGUGUGCACAGCCUAAUCACCCAGGGGUGUAUGUCCGGGUCCCCAGGUUCACAGAAUGGAUACGAAGCUUUCUACCUUAA